Molecule: messenger RNA, 1370 nt
Organism: Populus trichocarpa (black cottonwood)
Lineage: Eukaryota; Viridiplantae; Streptophyta; Magnoliopsida; Malpighiales; Salicaceae
Product: cysteine synthase
Exons: 11
Coding region: 113-1084 (323 amino acids)
Cellular component (GO): cytoplasm
Molecular function (GO): cysteine synthase activity
Source: RefSeq, a predicted model, not a curated record
UCUCAGGUCUGACUCAUCUCACAUUACUGCUGUAUCUGCUGAAAGUCACUGCAGAUACCUUCUUGAAAAUAUUUGCAGUGCUCUACGCUACUAAUAGAUUACCUGGAAAGAUAUGGAGAACAGCUGUGAAAUCAAGAAAGAUGUUACUGAACUGAUAGGCAAUACCCCAAUGGUAUAUCUCAACAAGGUUGUGGAUGGUUGCGUGGCUCGUAUUGCUGCUAAGCUUGAAAUGGUGGGACCUACCUCUAGUGUUAAAGACAGAAUUGCAUAUAGUAUGAUCAAAGAUGCAGAAGAUAAGGGCUUGAUUACACCAGGAAAGACCAUACUCAUUGAACCUACCAGUGGCAACACCGGCAUUGGAUUGGCGGCCAUUGCUGCAAUGAAGGGUUACAAACUUAUACUGACCAUGCCUGCUUCAAUGAGUCUUGAGAGAAGAAUUGUGUUACGGGCUCUUGGAGCUGAAGUUUGCCUUACUGAUCCAGCCAAGGCCUUUGAGGGGGGACUUAAGAAAGCUGAGGAGAUACUAAGAAACACACCUAAUGGGUAUAUGCUUCAGCAAUUUGAAAAUCCUGCCAAUCCAAAGAUACAUUAUGAAACUACUGGCCCAGAAAUAUGGAAAGACUCGGGAGGGGAAAUCGACAUCCUGGUUGCAGGAAUUGGGACUGGAGGAACCGUGACUGGAGCUGGGAGAUUCCUCAAGGAGAAAAAGGCAGCUAUUAAGGUGUAUGGCAUAGAGCCUGUUGAAAGUGCUGUAUUGAGUGGAGGAAAACAUGGCCCACAUCUAAUCCAAGGAAUUGGUGCUGGGAUCAUUCCUAGUGUUUUGGAUGUUGACAUGCUAGAUGAGGUUUUUCAGGUAUCAAGUGAGGAAGCUAUUGAAACUACCAAGCUGCUUGCCUUGAAAGAAGGUUUGCUGGUUGGGAUAUCAUCUGGGGCAGCUGCUGCUGCUGCAAUAAAGGUAGCUAAGAGGCCAGAAAAUGCUGGGAAACUCGUUGUUGUUAUAUUCCCUAGUUUUGGAGAACGUUAUUUGUCUUCCAAGCUUUUUGAUUCCAUUAGGCAAGAGGUAGAAAACAUGACCUCUAAUUGAACUGAAACUGUAACUUCAACAUUUCUUGUAUUUUAGUGUGUCGGGCCUGGAAAUAGAGCUAGUAAUAGUUUGCAUGAUCAAUUAAUAGCUGAUGACACCUGAGAGCUGGUAUAGUCAUCAGGCAUGCAGCAGGGGUGGCAAUGGUUUCAGCUCACAAAAGGGGCUCAUCCUUCCUCCAUGUAAUCUAGGCAUAAGCUGCAUGCAGCUAUACUGUAUCUGACUGACUUUCAGCUUGCCCUAGCUCUUGACUUGCAUAUAAAAGUGCAGAAUCUUAUUGCUUAUUAAA